Ictalurus furcatus (blue catfish) is the source of this 2144-nucleotide messenger RNA. It is a transcript of the gene chmp2bb, whose product is annotated as charged multivesicular body protein 2Bb. Lineage: Eukaryota; Metazoa; Chordata; Actinopteri; Siluriformes; Ictaluridae. Gene Ontology annotation, biological process: protein transport; late endosome to vacuole transport; endosome transport via multivesicular body sorting pathway. The transcript is spliced from 6 exons. The record is from RefSeq and is a predicted model, not a curated record. Gene Ontology annotation, cellular component: ESCRT III complex; multivesicular body. The coding region runs from base 124 to 774 and encodes 216 amino acids.
GGGAAAGCACCCGGAAAUAGGUUGGUCUGUCAUUUUUAGAGACGGCACAGAAGUAGGAGAAAGUCUGAUAGAAGGAUUUGUUUACUUGUAUUUGUUUUUGGUUGGUCGAGAUUGUAGGUUAUUAUGGCAUCGCUUUUCAAGAAGAAGACGGUGGACGAUGUCAUCAAGGAGCAGAAUAAGGAGCUGAGAGGAACACAGAGGCAGAUCACGCGAGACCGAUCGGCACUGGAGAAACAGGAAAAACAGCUGGAGAUGGAGAUCAAGAAGAUGGCCAAAUCGGGGAACAAGGACGCGUGUAAGAUCCUGGCCAAACAGCUGGUGCAGCUGAGAAAACAGAAGACCAGGACAUACGCCGUCAGUUCCAAAGUCACGUCCAUGUCCACUCAGACCAAACUCAUGCACUCGCAGAUGAAGAUGGCAGGAGCCAUGGGCGCCACCGCUAAAACGAUGCAGGCAGUCAAUAAGAAGAUGGAUCCUCAGAAGACUUUACAGACUAUGCAGAACUUCCAGAAAGAGAAUGCGAAGAUGGAGAUGACUGAAGAGAUGAUGAACGACACGCUGGACGACAUCUUCGAGGACUCGGGAGACGAGGAAGAAUCUCACGACAUUGUGAACCAGGUGCUGGAUGAGAUCGGCAUCGAGAUCUCGGGAAAGAUGGCCCACGCUCCCUCUGCUAACCGAACCAAGCCUGCCGCCGCCGCCUCCACCUCCAAAGCAGAUGGGAUAUCAGACGAGGAGAUAGAGAGACAGCUAAAAGCUCUCGGAGUGGACUAGCGCAGACGCGUACAUCUCUGAUUUGCCUGGCAACACACACACACACACACACACACACACACUACUGAACUCUCAGCCUUGACAUUUGCAGUCACAUAAACAUACCUACAUAAAGGGGAGGAAGCACCACAGCAGGAAAAUUCUAUUCGGUUGUUGUGGUAGGACUCGCCACUGUUUAAACUGUGUUGAAAAUACAUAAAUAAAUAACUUGUACAUUUUUACAGAACACUGUUCAGAUAUACAGUUUUCGAUGCAUGCUUGUAUAUUCAUAGUUUUAUUCACUAUUGUAAAAAAUUAAAUAUUAAAUAUCUCGAAUGUGUAUUGGAAUGAAAGGUUGAGAUCAAAUGAUUAAGCAAAAAAAAAAAAACACCUUUCCUUUCCCUGAACUCUCUAGAGAGAUCUACCUCCAAUUACAGACUAGGAAAAAAGUGGCAUUGUACUUUGGGAGUCGAUGCAUCCUUUAUACUUUCUUACUUUUCACAUCUCUCCUUUUGUUGUUUUAUCCUUUAAAAAAAAUAGCAACCUUCAAUCCUGGCACUUCUUGUUAAAAUUACUUCCAAAACCCCAGCUAUAUACUUCUAGCACUUUAUUCUUCCUUCAUGUCCUCCAGCUACCUAUCUGCCUGAUUGCUUUUCUGGGAUUUCAGCUGAAUAACAAAUGAAUAAGAGCUAACGAAUGGUGAAGAUCAGCAGUUAGCAUGACCGAGCUAGAUUACUUUCACGCCUUGCUCUUUUGAUUUAUUUAUCACCGGCCAAACCUUUUGCCAUUUUCGAACUGUCCGUCAUCAUGGCUUCGUUAAAAGAGAACGGAUGACGAGACAAGGCGGACGUUUUUUUUAACCGGGUCAUUUACAUUGCACAUGCUGUCGCGGUCUUAAGCUUCGGUGUUCAUUAAGGACAUCUUAUUAUGUAGGAGCGCUGAGAAGUAGGCUUGGUAGACUCCAGGCCAACUUUGAGGUCAGUCUGGAUGUGAAAAUUACAGUUACUCAUUUUCUUAACGGAAGGGUUUGUACUCUUUACCUCACGAGCUUGUCGUUCGGAGUGGCUAAAUUUAAUCUGAGCCGUUUAUCACUGCCGAGGGCCGAGUGCGGCCCCGGAGCGAGAUCGUUUCUUUAAUUAAAAACACAAUCGGUGAUGGGAUUUCAUUAACAACAGCUCUGAAUCUAAUUUGAACCCCACACCAGGCACAAUCCACUGUGUAGUCUUUAUAAAUGUGUAAAUAGUGCAAGUGUGGAUGAUUUUAUUAUUUUUUUUCCCCUCUGUUUCUUGUUCCUAAGCAUAUUUAUCAGAGGUAUGGGAUAUUGAUAUUUGUUCAACAUUUUGGGAGAAUUUUUUUUUUUGUUAACCGUGAAUAAAACGCCUUUUUAACUA